UUAUGAAUAUACAAAGUGACAACAGAGAAAAUAGUCAAACAAACUUGACUACUUUAAUUUUGAACAUUCAUUAAAAUAAAUUUAUAAAUGGAUAUUCAAGUUGGAGAUAUCGUUUUGCCAGGAGAUGAAAUAUUACUGCCAUUAUUGGAUCAUCCAAAAAAGAUGAAAGUCUUAUUGGGUCCCGGACUUCGACAACAAGACGGUAAAGUGUUCGCCUGUAAAGCCGGUAUUCUAAAACAAAAAUCAGUCAACACUUUUUGGGUGGAUGCGAUACAGAAACGAUAUAUUCCAAGCAAAGGUGAAACAGUAAUCGGAUUGGUUAUUCAGAAAGCCGGCGAUAUAUUUCGUGUUGAAAUUGGUUCAAAUGAAUAUGCUACUCUGUCAUAUUUGGCGUUCGAAGGUGCAACAAAAAAAAAUCGGCCAGAUGUGAAUGUUGGUGACAUAGUGUUUGCUAAACUACUAGUUGCGCACAAAGAUUUCGAAUCUGAACUUAUUUGCGUCGAUUCAUUGGGGAAAAAACAGAAAUUAGGUUUAUUACGUGAUGGAUUUGUAUUCAACUGCAGCAUUAAUUUGAGUAGACGUUUACGUAGCAAUGAAUGUCCGCUUUUGGAAUCAAUUCAAAAACAUAUCCAAAUUCCAGUCGAAAUAGUUGUUGGUAUGAAUGGCCGUAUUUUC
Contarinia nasturtii (swede midge) is the source of this 675-nucleotide messenger RNA. RefSeq names its product exosome complex component RRP40 (gene Rrp40). The annotation marks the transcript as partial. Gene Ontology annotation, cellular component: cytoplasmic exosome (RNase complex); nuclear exosome (RNase complex). The transcript is spliced from 3 exons. Gene Ontology annotation, biological process: CUT catabolic process; U4 snRNA 3'-end processing; exonucleolytic trimming to generate mature 3'-end of 5.8S rRNA from tricistronic rRNA transcript (SSU-rRNA, 5.8S rRNA, LSU-rRNA). NCBI's taxonomy places the organism in Eukaryota, Metazoa, Arthropoda, Insecta, Diptera, Cecidomyiidae. Gene Ontology annotation, molecular function: RNA binding. The record is from RefSeq and is a predicted model, not a curated record.